AUGAAUACCGCACAACUGGAUGCCGCCCAGCAGGCGAAGCUUCAAUUAAUGCAAGAAAUGGAAAUUGAAAUGAUGUCCGAUCUGUACACUCGGAUGACCCAGGCAUGCCACAAAAAGUGUAUUCCCCCAAAAUACGCCGAUGCAGAGCUUGGAAAAGGUGAAUCUGUCUGUCUCGAUCGAUGUGUGGCCAAAUAUCUGGAAAUCCAUGAACGAAUAGGCAAAAAGUUGACCGCCAUGUCUGCCCAGGACGAAGACCUUAAGAAAAAAAUGGGUGUUUAGAGAUCAGCUCGGAUAGUGUAGGUAGUGUACAACGUAGAAAGUUAAAGGUGUUCUCGGUACAAUAAAAAUAGCUCUGGAUGUCUGCAAUCUUGGAACCGUCUUGCGGUGGGCGGCAUCAUGUGAAAAAUAAGUGUAAAAUUUCUCAAACGCUGUGACAGGUACCAUAAGUUUUAUUAUGUAUGUGGAUCGCAUGGCGGAGAAUGUUUAAUGUUUCAAAAUAUAUUAAAAACGAAUAAAAA
Molecule: messenger RNA, 518 nt
Organism: Wyeomyia smithii (pitcher-plant mosquito)
Lineage: Eukaryota; Metazoa; Arthropoda; Insecta; Diptera; Culicidae
Gene: Tim10
Product: mitochondrial import inner membrane translocase subunit Tim10
Exons: 2
Coding region: 1-279 (92 amino acids)
Biological process (GO): protein insertion into mitochondrial inner membrane
Cellular component (GO): mitochondrial inner membrane
Source: RefSeq, a predicted model, not a curated record